AUGGAGAGGGGAAACCAAACCAGCAUCUCAGAAUUUCUCCUCCUGGGACUGUCCGACAGAGAGGAGCUGCAGCAGCUCCUCUUCAUUCUGUUUCUCUGGAUGUAUCUGUUCGGGGUCCUGGGGAGUCUGACCAUCGCCCUAGCCAUCGGAUCCGACCCACAUCUGCACACCCCCAUGUACUUCUUCCUCACCAACCUCUCCCUGGCCGACAUCUGCUUCCUGUCCACCACGGUUCUCAAGAUGCUGAUCAACAUCCAGACCCACAGCAAAUCCAUAUCAUACGCUGGCUGCCUGGUGCAAAUGUACUUCUUCAUUCUGUUCAUAAGUCUGGACCAUUUUCUCCUCACCGGGAUGGCAUAUGACCGCUAUGUGGCCAUACGCCACCCCCUCCACUACACCGCCAUCAUGAGCCCACGGCUCUGUGCCCUGACGGUUGCUGGAUCCUGGAUACUCAGCAGUCUACAUGCUCUGACGCAUACGUUGAUGGGGCUUCAAAUAUCCUUCUGUGCAGACAAUAAAAUCCAUCACUUCUUCUGUGAACCUAUCCAGAUCAUAAAACUUUCCUGCAAGGAUCCACUCAUCAAUGAAAUAUUGCUCUGUGAUCUUGGAGCUCUGUUAGGGCUAGGUCCCCUCACGGGACUUCUGUUCUCUUACAAUCGUAUUAUCUCCACUAUUUUGAGAAUCCCAUCUGCCGGGAGUCUACUUCACCUGAGGAACAAGGACAUGAAAGGAGCCCUGAGAAAAUUCAUGAGUAGGAAAUCUGGCUUCUUCCAGAGAUUAUCCUCCGGCCCCAUGGAGAAGGGAAACCAAACCAGCAUCACGGAAUUCCUUCUUCUGGGACUGUCCGACUGGGCGAAGCAGUGGCAGCUCCUCUUCGUGCUGUUCCUCUGGUUUUACCUUCUCGGCGUUGUAGGGAACCUGCUCAUUGUCCUGGCCAUCAGCUCUGACCCGCACCUGCACACCCCAAUGUACUUCUUCCUCACCAACCUCUCCCUAGCCGACAUCUGCUUCCUAUCCACCACGGUCCCCAAGAUUCUGGUCAACAUUCAGAACCACGACAAAUCCAUAUCCUAUGCUGGCUGCCUGGCGCAAAUGUACUUCUUCAUUCUGUUUGGAGGUCUGGACCACUUUCUCAUCACUGGGAUGGCAUAUGACCGUUACGAGGCCAUAUGCCACCCCCUCCACUAUACCACCAUCAUGAGCCCACGGCUCUGUAGCCUGCUGGUUGCUGGAUCCUGGAUCUUCAGUUCCCUCCAUGCCCUGAUACACACCCUAUUAGUGGUUCGCUUAUCCUUCUGUUCCAAUCGUGAAAUUCUUCACUUCUUCUGUGAACUUUACCAGAUCCUAGAGCUUUCCUGUUUUAGCGUCAUCAUCAAUAAACUAAUGGUGUUUGUCUUUGCAGCACUGAUUGGGGUAGGACCAAUAUUUGGCCUCCUGUUCUCUUACAUUCGCAUCAUCUCCACCAUAUUGAGAAUCCCAUCUGCAGGGGGAAGGUGGAAAGCUUUCAGCACCUGUGGCUCUCACCUUUCCGUGGUCUCCUUAUUCUACAGCAUUGUUCUUGGAACCUACCUUUGUCCAACAUCUACCCAAGCAUUCGGUAAGGGCUUGAUAGUAUCUGUGCUGUACACAGUGGUCAUCCCUACAAUGAAUCCCUUUAUCUACAGCCUGAGGAACAAGAACAUGAAAGAGGCCCUGAGAAAUACAUUCAACAGGAAAAGUGUCUUCUCUCGAGGAUUCUGA
Messenger RNA from Tachyglossus aculeatus (Australian echidna), 1740 nucleotides. Its product is annotated as olfactory receptor-like protein OLF4. NCBI's taxonomy places the organism in Eukaryota, Metazoa, Chordata, Mammalia, Monotremata, Tachyglossidae. Gene Ontology annotation, cellular component: membrane. Gene Ontology annotation, molecular function: olfactory receptor activity; G protein-coupled receptor activity. The transcript has 3 exons. Gene Ontology annotation, biological process: G protein-coupled receptor signaling pathway. The coding region runs from base 1 to 1740 and encodes 579 amino acids. The record is from RefSeq and is a predicted model, not a curated record.